AUGCCGUCAUUGACAACAGCCUUUCUCGUAAACCGCUGUGUAAAAGAAGGGAUAUGGGACCGCCUGACGCACUACAAUAAAGAUUGCAAGAAGGCUCGGAUCUGCAUUACUGUGUUGUUGGGAUGUUGUCUCAAGUUUGUUGAAGAGGUGGUAUUGAGAGGCUACGAAAGAACAGAAGACCUGGUACUCGAUCACACCAGCGAAGCCCUAUUGAUUCGUAUUGUCGCCUACAAUCGCCAGUAUACCACCUUGGAGUAUAGCCUCACGACAACCACGGAAGCGCUCGCAACCUCAGGGUCCACUCAUCGUACGAUUUCUCUACCAAACCGACCGGCACUCCCAACAACGGUCCUGUGCUGCGCAUAUGCGAAGAAGCAGAGAAGCUGCGGCUGGGCCACCCAUGCCCCGAAACACAACGAGAACACAAAGUCAUGA
Molecule: messenger RNA, 435 nt
Organism: Pyrenophora tritici-repentis Pt-1C-BFP
Lineage: Eukaryota; Fungi; Ascomycota; Dothideomycetes; Pleosporales; Pleosporaceae
Source: RefSeq, a predicted model, not a curated record